AUGUCAAGUAUGCCGUUGGUAAAUCAAAUAGAACCGUUUAUUCCCGGCACGAUCCCGUUCGCGCAGUUUUUGGAGCAGUUAGAUUGGGUGUUUGCGCAUCAUAAAGUGACAAGUCCGGAGGAGCAAAAAGUGUCGUUUUUGGCUACUUGUAGUAGAGAAGUGUAUAGUGAGCUGAAGCUUCUUUUUCCCGGAAAAGAUUUGAAAACCGUAUCGUUUAAAGAGAUUACGGAUGCUCUGAAGAAGCGAUACGACAAGACGGAAAGCGAUUUGAUCCAGCGGUACAAGUUUUACCAACGUGUCCAAGGUCCGAAUGAAAGUGCAGAGGAUUUUAUUCUUGCUGUCAAGCUCCAGGCAGAAAUGUGUGAUUUCGGAGAGUUUAAGGACAUGGCGAUUCGUGAUAAACUGGUUUGUGGUAUCAGCAACAAGGAAUUGCAGCAGCGUUUGUUUGAUGAGGAGGAUUUAACUCUGGCCAAAGCGGAGAAGCUCAUUGUGAACAGAGAGUUAGCAGGAGCAAGAGCUAAGUUGAUCUCUGCGACAACUGUUUCACGCCUUUGCUUGGACGAGAUUGGCUGGAUCUGUUUGUUCCUGAUUGGAGAAGAGCGUUUGGAAGCAACAUCAAUCAACUGGCAGUUUCGACAGACCAGACCGUUGCAGAGAUACAGAGUUUCCGUUGGAGGUCGGGUGUAUCUGGCGCACCGCAAUCAACUCAAGGUGUUUGGCACUAAUAAGAAAAGGUGUGGUUUGAUUUUUGCGAGGGGAAAGGAGAGCAGUCCAGCACGUAAACGAAGUAGAGAAGACGAUAACGACGAGAGCUUUGACGACGAUGCUAGCGACUUUCUCGGUUUCGCAGCGGAUUCGUUUAUUUACCGAGACACACCUGACGAUCAACCAAUGGUUUGUGAUUCGAAUGGUGGUGGUUCGGAUAGCAGUAGUUUACCGCUUGAGGAGGUUGAUCCUCAAGAAGGCACGUCUACGCGACAGUGGUCGCGAUCGAAACAAACGAGUUCGGCGGAAAGUUCGAGUCAUCAGUCCGUCAGUUUACGUCGUUCGAGGAGAUCGAAGCGUCCUCGGAAAGAUCCCGAUUUCGUGUUUUAUUGAUACUUUUAAAACUUAGUUUAAAUAAGUUUCCACGGCAGUGAAGUUUGGCCGUUUUCGAAGUUUAGUUUGCGGCAGUUUAGUUUUGCCGUUUUUGAAUUUUAUGGCAGUGAAGUUUCGCCAUUUUCGUUUAUAUGUGUUUGAACUAAAGGGGGAAGAACUGUGGUGACCACCCGGCACUACAGCCCUGAAUGAACAGCUGCUGGCUCAGCGUUCA
Malaya genurostris is the source of this 1312-nucleotide messenger RNA. RefSeq lists its product as uncharacterized. The transcript is spliced from 3 exons. Lineage: Eukaryota; Metazoa; Arthropoda; Insecta; Diptera; Culicidae. Bases 1 to 1098 code for a protein of 365 amino acids. The record is from RefSeq and is a predicted model, not a curated record.